This is a messenger RNA of Megalobrama amblycephala (Wuchang bream), 2353 nucleotides long. It is a transcript of the gene vimr2, whose product is annotated as vimentin-related 2. Bases 194 to 1363 code for a protein of 389 amino acids. Gene Ontology annotation, biological process: skeletal muscle organ development. Lineage: Eukaryota; Metazoa; Chordata; Actinopteri; Cypriniformes; Xenocyprididae. The transcript is spliced from 10 exons. The record is from RefSeq and is a predicted model, not a curated record. Gene Ontology annotation, cellular component: sarcolemma; cell-cell junction; Z disc.
CUCCUAUCAUGCUGCAGUGGCUGAAUUGUUUCUGUUCCAUGCGAAAGGUUUAUCUUCUGACACUCUUCCCUUAGUUAGUCUAUUUUGUGUUCAGUGAGAGAUCCCACAGGUGUGUGUGACAUUCUCAGUCCGACGUCUAUAUAGACCCCCGGCUUGUGCGGCUGUCAUCUUCUUUUGCUUUCCUGCUGCUGUCAUGGCCCUGCUGAGAGUGUCAUCGUACCGUAAGCUGUUUGAGGAGGAGCAGUGGAGCCAGGCUGCAGGACGCUGUGGAGUCCAGGCCCGCUCCGCUGCCAGGGGUAGAGUUUCAGUGAGUGAAUGUCCCGAGCUGGAUUUUGCCGCAGCUCGUGCCCUAAACAAAGAGGGUGUGGCUCGAUUUGUCCAUGAGCGCUCUGUCAUCGCUGCCCUCAACGAUCGCCUGGCCGGCCUCAUCGAUGUGGUUCGGUGUCUAGAAGAGGAGAAUGAAUCUCUGGAGGCUGAAAUCAUUGAGCUGGAAGAGAGGCUAGAGUCAGAGCAGAUCACCACAACCACCGUCAGCAUCAGUGGCCCUGUCGACUACAGUCUGGAGGCUGUGAUAGAGAGGCUACGGAAAGAAAAGGAGGAGAUUUUAUGCAACACGGAGGAGCUGAAGGGUGAGCUGCGGCGUCUGCAGAUGAAAUAUGAUCAGGUGGUUGAGCACAAGACUCUCAUCCAGCAAGAGCGAGAAGAUGUUUCUUUGGAGGUGGAUGUAAUUACCACUGACUGCCUAGCCCUUCGAGAGCAAGUGGCCAUCUAUGAGGAGCAGCUUGCUGCCAUGGAGAGGCAGCAUGAAAUGCGGCUGGAGAAGCUGUGUGAACCCAGGCCUCUGGAUGAAGGUUCUCCAACUGUAACUGUGCAGUUCCCCGCCUUUGAUAUCACUCCAGCCAUCAUGGACAUCAAGGAGUUCUACAGCGAGCUGGCUGAGAGCCUCAAGUUUGAGCCCAGAGCCUCAAGCGCUGCCGCCAUUGAUGCCGCAGGAAAGGAGAAGGAGGAGCAGCUGGCUAAGUUGACUGGAGGGAAAGUGAAGGACGUCUCCAAAGAGACUGAUGUGAAUGUCCUCAAGAACCUGAUUGCAGAGCUGCAGAAAGAGGUGGCAGAGCUGGAGAAGCGUGGAGACGAGUUGGAGGCUGAAAUAGAAGCUAAGGAAGCCAAAUACCUGGAGGAUAUAGAGGAGCUGGAGAAUUACAUUUGUCAGCUGGAGGAGGAGGAGGCUGAUCUUCAGUUCCAGAUGAAGGAUCAAACUGGGGACUAUGAAGAACUGCUGAAUCAGAAGAUGAAUCUAGAAAUAGAGAUUGCUGCUUAUAGGGGUUUGGUUGAAGAAGAGGUGGAGAGACUGAGCUGCCUGUAAGAUGCGAGAAGAGGUGAUGCUCUUCUCUGGACUGAAGCAAACACAAAGAAACACUAAAACCACAUAAAGUUCAACCCUUAACAAUGAGUCUCACAAAUCAAGAAAGUAAAGAAAACAGCUGUCAGACACACUUAACCUUCUGAGCAGAUGUAAACCUUCACUGACAGAUGAACUUCAGGGAGUUUGUGCAAGCUCAUUGAUAACGGGUCAGUGGCAGGUAACCCGGGGUCUUCAAGAAACACUGGAUCUGUGCAGCAGUGGGAGUGUUGGGGGAUUUUCAGCACAGGAAUCUUCUGCUUGCAGUUACAUAGUCCAUCACUGAUAAACAAACAUACACUAUAUAGUUACAAAGUUUGAGGUCAGUAAGAUUUAUUUUUAAAAUAAAUUAAUACUUUUAUUCAGCAAGGAUGCAUUAAAUUGAUCAAAGUUAGAGGCUUCUUUCAAAAACAUUAAAAAACUCUUACCAACCUCAAACUUUUGAAUGGUGGUGUACGUUUCAUUCACACUUUAGAGUUUUAUCACUCUGCAGAUAGAGCCUGAUGAUACUCACUUUACCUUUAACCUUUCCUGUUCUGUCCAAAAGCUGUUUUAGAUCUGUCUAUAAGUACAUUUACAUUAAAAUUUUGAUUUCAAUCUGACUACAGAAAUAAUUCGUCUUUUUAAAAUGUUUAAGUCUCACCAGUCUGGUUUUGUAAUUCAGACUAAGAGACCUUCCAGCAUAUGCAUUAAAAAUGUAUUCCUUCAAAUAUGUAAUUAUGCAUUGUGUUGUGUACUUUGACAGAUAGACUUUUGAUUGGAUAAAAAACACAUAUUGACAGAUAAGGUAACUAAAUUUCCCAAAUAACUCUAGUGCUCCACAUUUUCAUUGACUUGUUAGACUUUUUGCUUAUCCCUUAUCAUCUGCAGCUAGUUUUUAAUUGAACAUACAGUACUGACUCUCUUCUGUGCAACAACUUACAGCAUUUAAAUAAAUCUUUGCCUUUAAAAUCA